AAAAAAAAUUUCGCUGUCAUAGCUAAACAUGAUUUGCUAAAACUGCGUUUGCUGUCGUGACUAUAAAUUUCUAAACUACAGCGAAGAGGUUUACUGUUGUACCUAAUACAUAAGUAAAAUAGCAAAAUAUGCAUGUCUGUUAGGAUCAUAUCGUACAGCACAUAAAAGUAGUUAUCGGAACUAACCGAUAUGUCAGAGGUAUAACAUCGUUUCGUUAAGCCGCGCACAAUUGGCGCGAGCAGAACUGCGCAUGCGCAGCAGUGAGUGAGUUAGUAAGUGAGUGAGUGAAAUAGAGGAAAGACAAAAGCUGAUGCAAUGACGAUGUACUUACCUCGUCAUGAAAUGACAUGUUAGUCUAUUAGUGCAAUGCUUGUGUCGCGUACUUUCAAUCCACAGUUUUGAUAUGGCUACGAGUGUGGCAAUACACCUGCUGACUGCUUGGGGAUUUAGCGAAGAAGUAAUAGGACAUUUUAUAGAGAACUAGACAGAUAUAGGAUAAUAUUCAGUGAUGCCAGAAUUGAGACACAAGCAGUAAAUCGCAUGACUUCAGGAGCUCAAGAAAUAGAAGUCGAUCAAUUUAAAUAUUUAACAGAAGAAGAUCUUAAAACUUUAAUACCGAAUAUUGGACCCCGACGAAAAUUUCAAAACAAUGUAAAAGAACAUUUAAAUGAGAUUGCACAACAAUCCAUAGAAAAUGUUGAUCCAAAUAAUCAACAGCCACAAGCCACACAAGAUUUGGAUUAUACAAACAUAUCAAUAAAAAGGCAAAAAAGAGAUAUAAAGCAUGAUGAAGACAACGAGUUAAAUAAAAGCAAUAAUAUAAGCAAUAUUACGGAAAACAUCUUUCCGACUUCAUUAUCUGCAUCUUCUACAUCUGCAAGUACAGGAUAUGAUGUUAUAUUCUUAACAAGUAAUGCCACAUCUGCAACAGAAAUAAAGCAAUAUGCAGCUACUGAUAAUAAAUAUAAUCUGAAAUCUAUAUUUAAAAGAUCUGAGGACGGUCAGUUGCUGCUAAGUUUAUAUCAAAAUGAAGGAAGAUUGAAUAAUGAUCAACGAAAUAAAUUAGCAAAAAUAAUAGUUAGUAAUGAGCUGUCGCCUAAUAUAAGCAACACAAUAUGCAGCGAAAGGGCAUCUUUUCUGAGUGAUCAUGUGGUACAAUUAUUUCCUACUGAAGAUAAGAGUGUUUAGUAUAUUAAGAAUAAGAAAGGCGAAUCAUAAGGUAGAGGAAAAAUUCUGACAAAAUACUAUUGUACACGACGAAAACUUAUUAAAGCUGGUUUGUUGAAU
Messenger RNA from Formica exsecta, 1287 nucleotides. RefSeq lists its product as uncharacterized. The transcript is spliced from 7 exons. Lineage: Eukaryota; Metazoa; Arthropoda; Insecta; Hymenoptera; Formicidae. The coding region runs from base 541 to 1188 and encodes 215 amino acids. The record is from RefSeq and is a predicted model, not a curated record.